Molecule: messenger RNA, 765 nt
Organism: Penicillium taxi
Lineage: Eukaryota; Fungi; Ascomycota; Eurotiomycetes; Eurotiales; Aspergillaceae
Product: mediator of RNA polymerase II transcription subunit 18
Exons: 3
Coding region: 1-765 (254 amino acids)
Biological process (GO): termination of RNA polymerase II transcription; regulation of transcription by RNA polymerase II
Cellular component (GO): core mediator complex; mediator complex
Molecular function (GO): transcription coregulator activity
Source: RefSeq, a predicted model, not a curated record
AUGCAUGAGCUACUACUGUUUGCUUCGGUGCCGGUCCACCAACAUCAUGAGCUUCUUCAGCAAUUGGCCGGCCUGACAGCCAUGCAACCUCGCAGUGUCCUGGAGCGUCGCCUGCUCUUCAAGGCCUAUCGCAAACCAGGCAUCGCGACUGCUCGCGUCGGCGCAAGUCAAGAUGCCGUUGGCCCCGUGAGUCAAUCGGAUUUUAGCCCUGCUAAGACCGCCCCAGCGGCCGGGGCCGAUGCCGAUGCCGAUACACAGAUGGCGGGGAUGGACGACGCCAAAGCCCCCGUUGCCAUUCCAUCGACCUAUGACUAUGAGCUGCAACCGUGGAAGUUGGAGUUCAGGGAUAUUCCCGAAGCAGGGACAAGGUCGGCUCUUACGGCUCGUGUGAUGGCGAGUGCCGCGCUUCCAAAUGGUGAUAUCGUACCAUCUAUGAAUGCAUGGGGUUAUAGUUUCGUUACAGAGUAUGUUGUCGAAGGCGACAUGUUCAUUCACGAUGACAUCGUCAUAUUCUUGCAUCGUGUGCUGCAUUACCCCAAUGAGGAAAAAGAACCCCGUCAGCAACUAUCGCCCUUCAGCGAGAUGGUACCACUAGAGAAGAGUGGAAGCUAUGUGUUGCAGGCCGCGAUUACGGUCCAAGAUGGCAACAACCAGGAGACAAUGAAGACCGCAUCACAACACCUGUUUAAGCUGCGGGAACAGCUUAAAUCAGCAGUGCGACUAGAACAGGCUGAUCGUCUGUCGUUGGAUACCAGGGCAAAGUAG